AUGAAGCGCUUCGCUCUCGUCCUGUCCAUCUUAGUGGCCUCGAUCUCCAUCCUCGUAUACAACACUCCAGCCUUGCAAUCCAUUAUCGAAGAGACCUUUUCCAGAGCAGCCUCGUUCACCAAAGCAAACCUCAACAUCAUCCCCUCCACCACCACACCACCACCCCAGUCUUCCAUGCUCGGCGCGGCCAAGGAAGCCAUGUCCAAGACCGCCGGCCCCAUGCUCCGCCACGCAAAGGUCACGCCGCACCGGUCGUCGGCGCGCGGGCACGCCAACCACGGCUGGCUCGACACGUACCACUCCUUCAGCUUCGCGUCGUGGUACGACCCGCGCUUCACCCACUUUGGCUCCCUGCGCGUGCUCAACGAGGACCGCGUCGGGCCCAACGCGGGCUUCCCGACGCACCCGCACGCCAACUUUGAGAUCUUCUCCUACGUCCUCUCGGGCGAGCUCACGCACCGCGACAGCAUGCUCGCAAGGGGGCAAGAAGGGGACGCGUCGGCGGACCAGUUCUACCGCAUGCGCCGCGGCGACGUGCAGUUCACGACGGGCGGCACGGGCAUCAGCCACUCCGAGUUCAACGAGCACCCUUCCGAGACGGUCCACUUCCUCCAGAUCUGGGCGCUGCCGUGGAGGAAGGGGCUGGCGCCGCGCUACCACACGCUCCGCUUCGACGAGGCGCUCAAGCGCGAGCGCUUCGUCACUAUCCUGAGCCCGCUCAAGGCCGGGCCCGACGCGACGGCGGCCGAGGAGAAGGAGGCCGUCCCGGCCGUCGAGGGGUCCAUCCCCAUCCACGCCGACUUGGCGAUGGGCGCCGGCAUCAUCGAGCCCGAGGCCCGCUUCGUCUGGACCGUGGGGGGACAGGGCACCGAGGCGACAAAGCGCAAGGUGUUUGUGCACGUGCCGAGGUGCAAGGGCGGCCAGGCGCAGGUGCGCAUCGACGGCAGGGACGAGGUGCUCGAGGAGGGCGACGGCGCCUUUGUCGACGGUGUCAACGCGGGCGACAAGCUUGUCUUUGAGAGCGUGGGCACCGCCGACGCUGAGGUUGUUGUUUUGGAUACCGCAUAA
Molecule: messenger RNA, 1068 nt
Organism: Gaeumannomyces tritici R3-111a-1
Lineage: Eukaryota; Fungi; Ascomycota; Sordariomycetes; Magnaporthales; Magnaporthaceae
Product: pirin domain-containing protein
Exons: 1
Coding region: 1-1068 (355 amino acids)
Source: RefSeq, a predicted model, not a curated record